Stylonychia lemnae is the source of this 2145-nucleotide messenger RNA. NCBI's taxonomy places the organism in Eukaryota, Ciliophora, Spirotrichea, Sporadotrichida, Oxytrichidae. The record is from the annotation of a GenBank genome assembly.
AUGGAAUAGCCUAAAAAGAAACUUUCAAAAGCAAUCCCCUUAGAUCAAUCAUAGUAAUAGUAAAAGCCAAAAGCAUAAAUAGUUCUUAAUACUAGAGAAGUUAGAUAUCCAGUAAUUAAAAAAAUUGCAAGGCAAGUAUUUGGGUGGAAGAUUUCUAAAUGUCGUAAUCCAGAAGAUGACUGGGAUAUCUUGUGGACAGACUAGGUAUUUUCUGCUGAAAAAUUAUAAGGAAUGAAGCCAUAUCAAAUGAUUAAUCACUUUCCAGGCAUGUAUCUGAUAGCUUUGAAGCAUAAUUUGGGCAAAUACUUGAAACUUAUGCAAAAGGCUUUUCCUGAAGAGUUUAAAUUCUUCCCAAGAACAUGGAUAGCUCCUUAUGAAUUCUUCGAUUUAAACAAUUUUAUUAGUACAAGAAAAACUCCUCUAACUAUGAUUGUCAAGCCAUAAAACUAAUGCUAAGGCAAAGGUAUAUUUAUAACAAGAAAAGUGGAUGAAAUUCCAAAGGAUAAAUGCCAGGUUGUACAGUAGUACUAGACUAAUCCCUACCUAAUUAAUAACAAAAAGUUUGACCUAAGGAUAUAUGUUCUUGUGACAUAGGUUGAGCCAACAUUAAAUUGUUUCAUAUAUGGUGAUGGACUAGCUAGAUUUGCUACAGAUGAAUAUAAUAGUGCACCUGUCAAUAAUUCUAAUUUAUUCAUGCAUUUAACAAACUAUGCAAUUAAUAAAAAUAGCGAUAAAUUUGCAGAAAAUGAAUAGGAUUUUAAAAAGAGAUUGGUCGAGAUUUACGAUUUAUUCAAAGAAGAGGGCCAUAAUAUAGAAGAAUUAAAAUCUACAAUCAAGGAUAUGAUUAUCAAGACUUUAAUGAGUAUUUAACCUUAGUUAGCUCAUAAUUAUAAAUCAUGCACUCCUAGCCAUGCUGAAUUCAGAUCAUGCUUUGAACUUUUAGGUUUCGAUAUUUUAAUUGAUAAGAAAUUGAAGCCAUGGCUACUUGAAGUAAAUCAUGCUCCUAGUUUUAAUGAUGAUACAGAAGUUGAUAAGAUAGUAAAGACCAAUUUAAUUACAGAUACUUUCAGACUUUUAGAUGUAAGCCUUCAAAACAAACAAAGAAUUUUAAACAAUGAAAAGAAACAAGUUGCUAAAAGAAGUGAAUAAGAAAAUCCUGAUGAUUCUGUCCCUAAUAAUUAGAAAAAUGAAAAUAAUGAUUUUAAGAAAUAUGAAAACUAUCAAUUGAAAAAUCUAGGAAAUUAUGAGAAAAUAUAUCCAUUAAAUUUGCAGACAGAGGAGGCAUAAAUUAAAAAUGCAAUUUAUGAGUAGAUCAGGGAGGAGGCUCACAAAGUUUGGGUCUCUCAAACAGGAGUUAAAAAAUCUGAAGAGAACAAGAAAAAGCAAGUUUAGGAUAUGAAGGAUAUGAAAGUUAUAAUGAAAAAUAGAUUAGCGAAAUCUUCUCAAGAUAGCUUCCAAAAAGAUUAACCAAAAAGAGGCGAAAGCAAAGUUAAGCCUUAACUUUCAAAGGUGAAAAGCUAGCUCAGUCAAAAUAUGCAUCAAAGUGUAAACUCCGCGAUUAAUAAGAAUAUUAAUAGUAGCGAAUAGGAUUACAGUAAUUACACUCAAUAAAGUACUAAGCCAUCGGUUUCAAGUAGUUAAUCUUAGAGAAUGCAAGUAAGCAUCGUUUAAUAGCAGUUUUAGAUGUAUGAGCCAGAAGUAAAAAUGCUAAAGCCACCUAUUAAUAGAGGAUAAUCACAAAAGAGUAAUUUAAAGCAAUAACCAAUCUUCUAACAGCAAUAGACUUUUGAAAUCUAGAGUCAAAUGCCUCUCUAACCUAUCAUUAAAGAAGAUCCCCCAGUUGAAAAGAGAUAUUACAUUGAUACCAGCAAGUAUGAUUGGAUCCUGCCGGAUAUUAAGGGUCAAAAUUUUUACAAAGCACCUAAAUAGACAGGCCCAAAACAGGCUCUUCAAAAUUAAGUUUAUGAGUUUAGUAUGCCAUUUGGAGAUCUUGGUAAGGCUUAGCAAGAGCCAAGUAAAAAAGUAGGAUAAGAAAAUAGAAAAACAUUUAAUGCAGACAAUAAAAAGUAAAUAUAGAUUAAUAAGAAGACCACAAGUAUAACUUAAAAGUCUUUUCAAAAUAACGAUAAAUUUUUAUAUAUGUGA